CAGCCUCGCUAUGGUCUCAGCAGCAGCAGCGGCUCAGGGAGUAGUACCAGACUACUGUGUUGUGCAGGGAACACGCACGACAUAGCUGAAAACCGCCAGCGGAACAAAUGAAAACGAACACUACUCGUUCGUGUGGAUUAAUUCAGCAGCGAGACACCCGAUCGAGGCGAGCGGCUCUUUGAGCGACACCGGAGCGACUGGCGAGGAGCGGGACAUUAGCUACUGUAGGAUAACACCGCCGAAUGGUUCCUCUGGCCCCACCGCUAAGGUUUUAGGCUAAAAGAAGCAGCCGAUAAUGCAGGACAUUUGCUCUCUAGCCACACCCACUUCCUGCUUGUAGAGGAAGCGGCUGUGCCAAGAUGUCCUCUCAUUCCCAGUCUGUGCCGCCAGGCCGGAGGGCUGGACUGGACACACGGCACCUCCCCAACCCUGCCUCUCUACCACUGCAGCUGCAACGGGCACACACGGAAGUGGGAAUGGUCGACUACCACUCUCAUGCCAGGGACUACGGUUCCCACCUGUCCCAGCCCCAUCGCCGUCGGCCAUCCUUGCUUUCAGAAUUUCAACCUGGGAAUGAGAGAGGACAAGAGCAGCAUAUCCGCUAUGAACACAUAUACCUGCAAGAUCCCAGCGCCCACUCAGAGUUGGAGUAUGUGGAAGUCAAAAGGCCUCGUCUAGACAUGGGACCCGACUCUAUGAUGAGAAGCUCGUCCCACCGGCAACCAAUGCCUCUGGGGGGGUCAGAGGACAUGGCAAAGGAGCGUGGAGGUGCCAUGGGGAAGCUGGAACCCAUCUCCCCCGUGAGCCCAGUCCACAUGGACCCUGACUUGGAUCUUGUGCCGGCUCGCUUCUCUAAGGAGGAGCUCAUCCAGAACAUGGAUCGCGUGGACAGGGAGAUCACUAUGGUGGAGCAGCAGAUCAGCAAACUGCGCAAGAAACAGCAUCAGCUGGAGGAGGAGGCUGCAAAGCCUCAUGAGCCAGAGCGGCCCAUUUCCCCACCACCCAGUGAGGCCAAGCACCGCAGCCUGGUGCAGAUCAUCUACGAUGAGAACAGGAAAAAGGCAGAAGAAGCUCACAGGAUACUGGAGGGAUUGGGACCCAGGGUAGAACUGCCUCUGUACAAUCAGCCUUCUGACACCAAGCAGUACCAUGAGAACAUCAAAAUAAACCAGGCGAUGAGAAAGAAGCUCAUCUUAUACUUCAAGAGGAGAAAUCAUGCUCGUAAACAGUGGGAACAGAAAUUUUGCCAGCGCUAUGAUCAGCUGAUGGAAGCCUGGGAGAAAAAGGUAGAGCGCAUCGAAAGCAAUCCGCGGCGCAGAGCCAAGGAAAGCAAGGUGCGGGAGUACUACGAGAAACAGUUCCCAGAGAUCCGCAAGCAAAGAGAGAUGCAGGAGCGCAUGCAGAGUUUCUAUUUAUCCAAUUAUAGCCGCGUUGGGCAGCGAGGAGGUGGGCUGAGCUCGUCUGCAGCUCGCAGUGAACACGAGGUCUCCGAAAUCAUUGAUGGAAUAUCAGAGCAUGAGAACACAGAGAAGCAAAUGCGACAGCUGGCAGUCAUCCCUCCUAUGCUGUUUGAUGCUGAGCAGCAACGCAUCAAGUUCAUCAACAUGAAUGGACUGAUGGAUGACCCCAUGAAGGUGUACAAGGACCGACAGGUUAUGAACAUGUGGAGCGAGCAGGAGAAGGACACUUUCAGAGAGAAGUUCAUCCAGCACCCCAAAAACUUUGUUCUGAUUGCAUCUUUUCUGGAAAGGAAGACGGUGGCUGAGUGUGUGCUGUUUUACUACCUGACCAAAAAGAAUGAAAACUAUAAGAACAUAGUGCGGAGGAACUACCGACGCCGUGGAAGAAGCCAGCAUGGCCAGCAGCAGCAACAGCAGCAACAACUGAACCGCAGCAGUCAGGAGGAAAAGGAGAAGGAAGAGAAGGAGAAGGAGGGAGAGAGGGAUGAAGAAAAAAAUGAACCUGAAGACAAGGAGGAUGGAAUGAAGGACGACACCUCUGGAGAGGAUGCAGAGGACAAAGAGCCGACUGUGGCUUUCAAGGGUCGACGCACAGCCAACAGUCAGGGCCGCCGCAAGGGCCGCAUCACCCGCUCUAUGACCAGUGAAGUAGAGGAGACCACUACACCCCCACUCAACAAUGAGCUUGCCAAUCUGGAGAUGAAUGAGAGCUCUCGCUGGACUGAAGAAGAGAUGGAAACUGCCAAAAAGGGCCUUCUCCAGUAUGGUAGGAAUUGGUCCGCCAUCGCCAAGAUGGUGGGAUCUAAAACCGUGUCACAGUGCAAGAACUUCUAUUUCAAUUACAAGAAGAGGCAGAAACUGGAUGAGAUUCUGCAGCAGCAUAAAAUGAAAUCGGAGAAAGAGCGAAAGGCCCGACGAAGGGGCAAAGCCCUGCAGAAUGAGGAGGCUAGUGCCCCGUAUACAGCAGAAGAGGAGGAGAUGGAGGGUUCAGGAGCCAGCGGCAAUGAAGACGAGGCCCCUGAAGAUGGAGAGGGUGGAGCCAACAACAGCUCUGACACCGAGAGCUUGCCCUCGCCACACUCGUCAGAGGACAGCAAGGUCAAAGAGGAAGGCUCAAGCAGGUCGAAGGCCGGCUCCAACUCCGGGGAUAAGGAGGCCUCCGGAUCAGACAUGGGCCAGGCAGGGGACGACAAAAAUCCAGUCCGAGAAGAUUCAGACUCGGUCAUCAAGCAGGAGAUAAAGACUGAGACGGGGGAGUCCAACAAAGAACAGCUGCAGCCUGCAGCACCCAGUGAUGCUACAGAUAAAAAACCUCCUGCUGCAGAGACAGAGGAAGUCAAAAGCUCCACCAGGAGCUCCAAGAGGGAUCAUGGGACCAAAACUGGCUCCCAUGGCGACAGUGACUCUAGUGCCACUUGCAGCGCUGAUGAAAUGGAGGAGACAGACAACACAGAUAAGAACAGAAUGACUUCUCCACGGCCGAGCCUACUGAACUAUACUCACGAUGGGGUCAUAUCCUCCCCGCUGCAGAAGCCCUUGGACCUGAAGCAGCUCAAACAGAGGGCGGCUGCUAUACCACCUAUUAUGCCAGAAGCCUCCAUGCUGGGCAUUCAGCGGAGUGCCAAGGCAUUGCUGCCCCCCCACGCCCUGGCACUAUACCAACAGCAGAUCACCAUGGCUCAUGGGGAGUCCUCCCAGGAGGUCAAACAGCAACAACAGCAGCAGCAGCUUUUAGGCCAGCCAUGCAAACAGCAACUGUACAGCUCACAGGCAGAGAGAGACAGGGAGGCUCUUCACAGCAGCAGCCCUCGUGUUCGUCCACGCAGCCCCUCCAGCGACAAGGAUGACCUGGAAGGCAACGAGAGGUGGUUACUGACCCUCCUGCAGGGAUUAAAAAAGUCCCGGGCCUUGUCUCCACACAGCGAAGCCAAGAAGCAGGCACUGGGCCCAGACGAUCUAAGAACCUCUAGCUUGGGUCGCCCAGUUCUCUCCCCCUACCCCAUGUCCCCACGAGACAUAGCCAAGAUCAGCCAUGACCAGCAUUUGCUCCACUUCAACUCGUUCCAGCAAGCGGGCCACAGUUCCCUCCCUGGUCUGCCACAGGACGGUGGGAGGCUGGCAGCAGUGAGACCCCUCACUAUGCCAGACCCACCACCUCUCAUUUCCUCCACCAAGCCAGGAGGCUCCAUCACACAGGGCACCCCAGUGCAGUUGCACAGCCCAGCUCAUGGGUUGGACCACGGGAAGAUGCCCCCCACACAGAUGGGGUUGUCUUGGAUGGAUCAAAGGAAAGUGGCAGGUUCUUACCCCAUGGUAAAGCAGGAACAGUUGUCCCCUCGCAGCUCAUCCUCCCAAGCUGACAACCUGUCGACCCAGGGCACACCUCACGACAGUGCUUCAGGACGAGGCUCUAUUCCAGCUGUUCAGGGGGGCAGUAUCACAAAGGGCAUCCCAGGGACCAGAAUGCAUCCAGAUUCCGCGAUCUCCUGCCGAGGGGGCUCCAUUACUCAGGGGACACCGGCUGACGUGCUGUAUAAGGGAACCAUUAACCGUCUGAUCACUGAGGACAGUGCCAGCCGAGCUGAGAGGGAGCGGGAUGAGGCGCUGUCUAAAGGACAUGUGGUGUAUGAGGGCAUCAGCGGGCACAUCCUCACAUAUGAACGUUCCGCCUCUCAGACUCCUAAAGAUGAUGGCAGAGGUCCUGGGCAGCCUGGGGAAAUUCUAGGCCUGAAGCGUCCUUAUGACGCUAUGGAGGGUGGCAUCUCCAGAGGACUGCCGAUGAGGGAUUCUCUGUCUGCUGCCAACUGUGAAGGUCUGAUCGGUCGAGCCAUGCCUCAUGAUAGGGACAGUCCGCACCACACACCUUACAAGGAUGCUCAUCACAUCCGUGGUUCCAUCUCCCAAGGUAUUCCUCGUCAUCUGGACCCUCAGGAUGGGUACCUCAGGAGGGAGCCCAAGCAGAUGAAGAGAGAGGGCUCCCCACCCCGUGGACCUGGUUCUCUUUCUGACCCAAUGAAGGGCAGAGAGGCAAUGGUGCCCACUGUGAAGGAGGCUGGGCGCUCCAUCCACCUCAUUCCCAGGGAGCCUGCCAAAGAAGGCAUGAUAGUACAGGGAACACCCAUGAAACAGGAAUCAGGUGGUUCAGGGAAACGUCAUGAUGUCCGCUCAAUCAUAGCCAGUUCACCACGUUCCUACCACAACACACCCUCCCACAUGGAGAUGCGUGCUGAAAGGGGCCGCUAUGAAGAGGCACCGAAAGGGCGCCCCAGCGCGGUGGUCAGUACGUCUAGUCCUAUAGCCCGUUCUUCUCCUCUUACACUGGGGCCAGAGCAGGGAGGCAAGGCUCAUCAUAGCCCAGUGGGCUACGACGACAAAGGCAACUUAAGGGCCGCGUACCCUGGACCCUCCCAUCGUGGCUCCCCUCUCUCCAGGGAGGCAAGCCAAAGGCAGCAUGAUGCCUCCAGUAAGAAUCCGUCUCAGGAGCGUAAAGCCACACCAACUCCCAGAGAGAUGAGUGCCACUAAAUCACCGCUCCCUGGUGUUCCUGAUCAGCAGGCUUAUGAGCGUCUGCUGCAGGGUCUCGGAGCAGAUAUGUACCGCCAAAUUCCCUUAGCCUUUGAUCCUGCACAGCUGCCUAGAGGCAUCCCAAUUGACCCAGCGGCCUAUUACUUGCCUCGCCACCUCGCCCCCAACCCAGCGUACCCUCAUCCUUACCCCUACCUCAUCCGGGGCUUUCCUGACACCGCUGCCCUGGAGAACCGCCAGACGCUUCUCAAUGACUACAUCACCUCGCAGCAGAUGCACCAGUGGCCACCAGCCGCCGCCAUGGCCGCCCAGCGCUCAGACCUGCUGAGGGGCCUGAAUCCACGAGACCAGGCCCUUUCUAUGACCUACUCUGCCCCUCGUGGAAUCAUCGAUCUUUCUCAGGUGCCACACUUACCUGUCCUGGUCCCUCCCUCUGCAGGGACAGCAGGCUCUCCGAUGGAUCGCAUCACCUACAUCCCUGGGGGAAGCACCACCUACCCUGGCAGGCCUUACGCCACAUCCCCCAUCUCUCCAGUUGGCUCCUCACAUGUAAACAAGAUGCAGGGCACAUCCUCAUCUACAGAGCGUGAACGAGACCGUGAACGUGACAGAGAACGGGACCGGGAGAGAGACAGAGAGCGGGAAAGAGAGAGGGAGCGUGAACGGGACCGGGAGAGAGAUCGCGAAAGAGAACGUGAGAGAGACCGGGAAAGGGAACGAGACCGGGACAGGGAACGAGACCGGGACAGGGAGCGUGACAGAGACAAGGGCGGGUCUCUUGGAAAUGUAGAGCACGCCCCCAUCUGGCGACCAGGUACAGAGCAUAGCUUGGCGAGCAGUAGCAGCAGUGUGAGACCUGCUUCUCAGCCGUACAGCCACCAGCACUCCCCAGUGUCACCUCGUACCCAGGAGAAUGUGCAGCAGAGGCCAAGUGUCCUGCACAACACUGGAGGCAAAAGUCUUUCUGUCAGCGAACACUCAUCUGUGUUACGGUCCAUGUCCUCGGGACCAGUACGCUACCAAGGUUAUCCUGGCCACCUCCAAAGGACAGGUAUGCCCCCAGAGACCUACCCAGCUGUCAUGGACUCAAGUGUAGCCAAAGAGCAGAGCCGUGAUGGAGGCAAAAUCAGGGGAGGUCUACCCAAGCACAUGCAGGACCAGCACGGACCCUCCAUUAAAUCGGACCCCAAGCUGUGCAGCCUCAGCCCAGGGGGAAUAUACCCAGGUUCCUAUCCCUCGGCUUCAAGCCGGCCCCAGCACCUGCUGCCCCCCCAGUCGGAUAACCCUCCUGGCCGUGGAGAAAGCGGUACACCUAGUAGGGAAAAGACUCAAAACAAACCGAUGUCCAUUCAGGAACAAGAGCUCCGAGCACUCGGUAAGACCACCAUGACUGCGGCCAACUUCAUAAACGCGAUUAUAAUGCGUCAAAUUUCUUGUGAAACGGGGAUGCCAGAGACGGGCUCGCUUGUUGCCAGCAGCGCCACUGAUGCUCAACAAAAGAUGGAGCCACACAGUCUGUACCGUCCUCCGUCUGAGGAGAGACUGUCUCCAGGCCAACAGCCCCAGUCCCCCUGUGUUAAAGGCAGCCAGAGGGUGGUCACCCUGGCGCAGCACAUCAGUGAGGUGAUAACUAAAGACUACACCAGGCAGAGCCAGCAACAGCAAAGCUACCAUGGCUCUCCUGUCCUGGACUUGACCCGUCCACCCAGUGCCUCCCAACUCCCACCCACCUCACAGGAGUCAGCCCAAGGUCAACGCUACUCAGAAGGCCUUGGUGGCGAACGCAACAGAGACCGGUCUCCUCCUCAACCCAAGACGUCACCCAUCAGUGUUUCAAAUGAUGGCAUUGAACCAGUGUCUCCUGCUGGAGCCAGCUCCGAGCCUGACAUCCAGGGGGGGGCCUCCUACCCAAAUGAGCAGGGAGAGCAAGGAAUGGGCUCCCGUUCACCUCCCAACACGUCCCAGCCUCCAGCCUUCUUCAGCAAGCUGACGGAGAGCACCUCAGCCAUCGUCAAGUCAAAGAAACAGGAGAUGAUCAAGAAGAUGACAGUGGUGGGAAGCGACAGUGAUUUCAAUGCUGGUCAGCCUGGAACAGAGAUCUUCAAUAUGCCGGCGUCUACGACUGCAGGUACUGUGAGUGUCCGCAGCCACUCAACUCCAGAGGCCCCUGGUAACUCGAUAGGCCUGGAGGCCAUUAUCAGAAAGGCCUUGAUGGGCAAAUAUGAUGAUCAGGCUGAGGAACGGACCAACGCUGCUAACACGAUGGGCUCCAACGUUUCUGCUGACGGACGUGCCGAGGACUGUUUCUCUCAAGGUGGAGGAAAGUCGUCAAAGGGCAGCGGACGCUCCAACAGCCGCAAAGCCAAAUCCCCAGGACCAGGUCUGUCAGGGGGGGAGAGACCGUCUUCUGUGUCCUCAGUCCACUCUGAGGGCGACUGCAACAGACGAACUCCCCUCACCAACCGUGUGUGGGAGGACCGGCCUUCAUCCACAGGUUCAGCUCCAACUCCAUUCCCCUGCAACCCGCUGAUAAUGCGUUUCCCCAGCGGGACGGUAUCCGCUCCCUCCCCCUCCUCCGGCCAGCCGGGGGGCCAGGGCCCAGGGUCAGGACCUGGACAGGGCCGCUCCUGGGAGGAGGAGCCCAAGCCUCUGCUCAUGUCUCAGUACGAGACCCUGUCUGACAGCGAGUGACCCAAAAUGCCUCCGUACAACAGGCCCCCGCCAACAGUCAACCGCCUCUGUGCUGCUGCAGCCCCACACACACACACACACACACACACACACACACACACACACACACACACACACACACACACACACACACACACACACACACACACACACCUGCUGAGGCGCCUGCUAAUCUACCCACACCAUUCCACUCUGCAUUUCCUCCGUCAGUCCUCAAGAAAAGAUGGAGUCAUCUCCUCACACACCUGAGAGACCAAGCAGGGACGAGCUGGAUCAAUGCUGCUCCGUGUGUGUGUGUUUGUGCCUUUAGGUGUCCUGCAUCACUCCAGGAUGACUCUAAAGGACAAAUCACUUGUUUUUCAUUUUUCUUUCUUUAAAAAAAAAAACUGAACUACUUUUCCUCACUGGCCUUAUCAAUACAGACACACUGACCUGCACCUUGUGGUUGAGCCGAUCUAAUGUGCUGACACGCGUGUGGAAGGGACUCUGAGGUCGUGCUGUUGGUCUGGUCAGGAGCCCGAUGACUGCUGUUCUAGAGACAGAUUUGCACCACAGAUCUGACCUGAGAGCAGCAGCCCGCACAGGGAGUUUCUUCAUGGUGAACUCCAGGUGCAGGCGGCCUGUGCACUGCUACCCCUAAGAGAAAAAGUGCGAGAAGACGAGAGGAGAAUCAACAUCUAGUUUUUCUUAUUUUGGCUCUUUCUUUUUCCCCCUUUUUAAAUUCAGUCCAGUCCUGUGUUUUGGAAUGUGAGCUGAGAACUUAAGUACAUUUUAAUGGCGUCAUUCGUUGUCUCUUAUCUGCAAUGGUGUAUCUUUUAGGGGGGCGGGGGACUGUGAUUGUUAUGUGAGAGGGUCAUAUCAUUGGUUUACAAGGUAAACGUGCUGUUCAUCCCUGAUGUCGUCAUAUAUUUGGGAGGGUCCUGGAGAAUAGCGAAGGCCUGCUGACUUCAGGCACAUGGGGAGAGAUGAUUUGCCAGAUGGAUGGCACUGAGACCAGUGACACUUUCUCACUGUUUUUAUAUUAACCAUGUCUGUGUUUGUUGAAACUGUUUUUGGAUAUUAAGCACUUACCUGUCAGUCUGUUCACAAUGGCAUUUUUAAGAAUCUGUGUUUCCUGGGGCAGGUGAAAAAUGGACUCGAGAACAGCAUAGAAAUCCCACCUACCUGUUUAUUUUUGGUCUCAGCACCAACAUUAUUUAGCGCUCUCACACUCAAAGCGACAAUCACAUUUCAGUGAACGACGAAUCAGCCGCUUCGAGCAGGUGCAGACCGACAUUAAAGCUGCUUAAAGUCAAAUCCUGCAGCAUCACACGGAGUUUGCUCGCAUUAAAAGAGGUAACAAAAAAAGCCAUCUUUGUAUGACCCCUUAGUCCAUGGGGGCGUCGGCUUCAGCCGACCCGCUGGAAUCCCGUCUGAGCUGUUGUGACAGUCUGACCUCUGACCUACUGCCUGGUGUUGGACCUGAGACUCAGCUCCUCAUCCAGGCAGAUUUUGUACAGUUGUGAGAUAUUCCUAGUGUUAAGUGCCAUUUAUUUUACAUAUACAGUACUGAAGUUACCAAGUGACGCACAAUUUUUCUUUUAGCCCCCCAUGCCAGGGUUUAUACGGUCCAUGCAGGGAAAUCUGAAAACAAAAAGCAAAAGAAACGUCCUUUUUUUUUUAACAUGUAUUUUUUGUGUGUUGCUUCUUUCAAAUCCAUUAAAGCCUUAGCUUUUAACUGUUUCAUUAGAUUUAUCAUCUAAACAUAACAAUGCUGUAUCACAGGACAGCCGACAUGGGCCUGCAUCAAAUGUUUCCUCAGCUAUGACACCUUUGACAUACUUCAAGUGUACUUCAUUGCUCCUCCUGUGUUUGUACGGGUUCCAGGAAGUUGAGGGGAGAGGCUUUCAAAAGCAUUCUGGUAGUUUUUUUGUAUCGCAGUUGACAUGUUUUCGCUUUUUACUUCUUUUUUUUUUUACAGUCACCACUUUCUGUAAAUGAUUGUUGCUGGAUUUGUGACGUUGUGCAGCCAGGGACAUUUCUGUCCCCUGACUGCACACUGUACCGACGCCAGUGAGUUUAUUUGGUAGAUUAGACAAAAGAUGUUUCUUUAUGUCACAACAUGAUGACUGUUAUAGGAAUACCUCCUCUCCUUCCUUCAUCCUACGUCCCUGCACAGAGCACAUCUCAGCCUUGUUUUAGCUCCUAUUCUUUUUUUCUACCCAGACUGAUGGAGGGUUUGUCGUCUCAUCAGGCAAAGCAAAAAUACAGCCAGGCUUCAUUUACAUUGCUCUCUGUGUGUGUUUAUCAUUAUCGACUGAUGAAAUCAAAGAUUGUGACUAUAAACAGACUAAGCCAUAUCCAGCUGUCCCCUGAACUGAUGGCAGACCCAUAGGAGUUUUUAAAAAUAUAUAUACUGAGAUGAUAUACAUCCAUUUAGUUUUUUUCUCUGCAGUUUUUGUGCUCAGUACACACCUGUGUCAUUAUGAAUCAAAAAAUAAUCAUUCAAACGUAAAAAACAAAGUUGACAUUUGAUGAGAUCCCUGGACUGUCCAAGGGUGGGUGGGGGGAUUAACAUUAACAGUACAUUGUUCAACAAUUUUUGUGCAUAAUGAUUUUUUUUAUUAUAACCCACUGUAUAAUAGCAAGGAUUGUAUAUAAAACUGAAGAGAUGUAAAUAUUUAUGUGGCUUGCUUCAAGGUUGGUAUUACAAAAAAGAAAAAAAAAAAAUUCACAUGGUUAAAUUCUACAUGCCCACCAGCAAGCUUUGUGGAUAGCAGUGUAAAAAUGAAAAACAAAAAAGACACUGCCUUAAUGUUUAAAUAAAAAGCUUAUUGCCAUU
Hippoglossus stenolepis (Pacific halibut) is the source of this 10497-nucleotide messenger RNA. It is a transcript of the gene ncor2, whose product is annotated as nuclear receptor corepressor 2. The record is from RefSeq and is a predicted model, not a curated record. Gene Ontology annotation, biological process: negative regulation of transcription by RNA polymerase II. NCBI's taxonomy places the organism in Eukaryota, Metazoa, Chordata, Actinopteri, Pleuronectiformes, Pleuronectidae. The transcript has 47 exons. Gene Ontology annotation, molecular function: transcription corepressor activity. The coding region runs from base 360 to 7676 and encodes 2438 amino acids.